GAUAGUUGCUUAUCCGUUUAUAGUAGAAGAAGAAAACGGUGCUUCGUCAAAACAAGUUCCUCAUAAUUGCAAAAACAAAAUACUGCGUUCGACACGUAAAGGUUGGUACAGAGGACACGAAUGGAUGCCCUUAGGCAUAUGCUUACAGACCCUCUUGGAUCAAAAGAAGAAACUGAUGGUCAGAUCACAGAAGAAUGCAUGCUGGGGAAAUGUAGAGUGGACCUGCCAGAGGAUCUACUUGAGGACCCUGAAAUUUUCUUUUCUGUGGUGAGCGAAAGUACCUGGAAUGAAGUACUGUCAGAUUCUCAGAGGCAGCACCUUCGACAGUUUUUGCCGCAGUUUCCAGACAACAAUGUUGUGGAGCAGGACAACGCCAUCUCUGACCUGUUCAACAACAGAAAUUUUAACUUUGGAAAUCCCCUUCAUCUUUCACAGAAACUUUUCAGAGAUGGGUACUUCAAUCCUGAGGUGGUCAAGUACAGACAGCUGUGUGCCAAGUCCCAGAGAAAGCAACAGUUGUACUCCCUUCAGCAGUAUUACCACAAAUUACUGAAGCAGAUCCUUGUCUCCAGAAAGGAACUACUGGAGUUUGCAGUCCACAAUGGUCUAGACUUUCCACUUAAAAGAAAGUUACCAACCAAAACUCAUGCUGAAAUGCGGGAGCCAAGGGUGAGAAGAAGAUUGAGCCGCAUAUUAAAGGAGGUCAAAGCUGAGUGUGGAGACAGCAAUGCAUCAUCUGAUGAUGACGACAUAUCACUGUGGACUCCAGCACCACAAUCGCCUUCCUCUCCAACACCCACUGUCUCACUGAGAGUUCUUCCCAGCCUCUCCACCCAAGAUAUGAAGACUGCUGAAAAAACUGAACUAGGGGAGCAGGACUUGAAAGUCAUGCUGCAAAAUCAUAGGGAGAAGAGGAAGCGACACCCAGACCUUCCAGACUUGAUGACCUCUGACAUCCACCUUGGAGACAUACUUUCAAGAGCAAAUAUUGGUCGCAAGGGGGUUAUGCCACUCUUUGAACUGUCUCUGCCUAAGAAGAAGAUGAGAGAUGAGAGACGGAAGAAGAAAAUGAGAACAAUAAAAGUGGAAUCUGAGGAUCCCUGUGAAACUCUUGCACCUGCAGACACCCCAUCAGCUCCACCAGUGAACAUCAUCAACUCCCUGCCGGGCACGCCAUCUACUCCGCUGCCCAACAUUAAGGAGGAAAUUGUGGAUGAGUCUCAGGGCAGCCCGGUUACAGUUGAGGAAAUAGCUGUCAGUUUCUUCAGCUUGUUGGAAAGCAUCUUAAGGACAGAGAAACUUGCCAGUAUUUCGCUGUUGGAGGAGAAAGUUCAGAUGUGGCAGUCCUCUCCAGCCAGUUCCCUCAAUGUGUGGUUCUCAUCUACCCCAUGUUGGUCUGACUUGGUUCUUCAAGCCCUGCAGUUUCUUGCAGGAGAGACUAAAGAUGGCAUGAUGGCGCUCCCCAGUGGAUUUUCUCCAUUUGUGGAGUUUGUUGAGGACUCUCAGCAGUGGAGGUGGAUUGGUCCCACUCAGGAUACAGAGAAGGAUCUCAGUGCACUCUGUCAGCUUUGGCUGGAUUCCAAAGAUUUAGUUGUCAAGACAGAAAAUGAAGACCUGCUAGAGAUGACUUCUCCUACAUCAAGAGUUUUGACAGAUUAUGUGGUGCGGCCCAGCACCGGAGAUGAGAGACAAGUGUUUCAAGUCCAGGAGCAGCAGCGAUACAACCAGCCACAUAAAGCCUUCACCUUUAGGAUGCACGGGUUUGAAUCUGUGGUGGGGCCUGUUAAAGGGGUGUUUGACAAAGAGAUGUCUCUCAACAAAGCCAGGGAGCACACAUUGCUCCGCUCAGACCGACCACCAUAUGUCACCAUUUUGUCUCUAGUGCGAGAUGCAGCAGCUAGGUUACCCAAUGGAGAAGGAACAAGAGCAGAGAUCUGUGAACUGUUAAAAGACUCACAGUUUCUUGCUCCAGAAGUCACUAGUACACAGGUGAACACUGUUGUCAGUGGCGCUCUGGAUAGGCUUCACUAUGAGAAAGACCCCUGUGUGAAGUAUGACAUUGGCCGCAAACUCUGGAUUUACCUGCACCGCCAUCGCAGUCAAGAGGAGUUUGAGAGGAUCCAUCAGGCUCAAGCUGCUGCUGCAAAAGCAAGAAAAGCCCUACAGCAGAAGCCUAAACCUGCUUCUAAGCCUAAGUCUGGAAGUAAGGACGGAGGCAGUAAAACCCCUGGAUGUCUGGAGGCAGGACAGGAUGUAGGCUCCAAUCCCAUGUCGCCAACCCCUACAACGCCAACCCCUACAACACCAACCCCAAACACAACUGGAACACCUAUGUCACCUUCCGCCCCAGCCGCCACGCCAACAAAGCCUGGAGGCCCAGAUACAGUUAAAGCCAGUCCAGGUGUUCUUCUUGUGUCCUCUCCCUCAUUGCCCCAGCUAGGAACUAUCGUACCCACCAGUCAGGCUGGUCAACCUGCCUCCCAGCCAGUCACAUCUCAACAUGCGGCUCGGAUAGUGAGUCACCUGGCAGCAGGCUCCCUACCUCAGGUACGGGUAGUUUCUGCUCAGGCUGGUCUGUGCUCUUCGGCAGCAAGUCAGCAAGCCACACUGGUGCAUCAGACCCCUCACCAGAUUAGGAUGCCAGUGUCAGUGGCAACCAAGGGCAUUUCACAGGCAGUGGUUUCUGUGCCUCUGAGGAGUCAGUCUGCUAGUAGUCCUGUCCAGGUGCCAACCACCCUGUCUCUGUCUGCUGUGACUGUGACCAAACCUCAAAUUGGAUCACCUGGUAGCCCAGCUAACAACCCAGCCUCCCCUGCUGUGCUGCAAGGAGUCGCAAGCCCAAAUAUUAAACAGGUGUCCAUCACAGGACAGCUGGGAAUGAAAACUCCAGGAGGAGGAGCAAUUCCAAUAACAGCAACAAACUUGCGCAUUCAGGGUAAAGACGUCUUGCGUCUUCCACCGUCCUCCAUCACCACAGAUGCUAAAGGCCAGACGGUGCUGCGGAUCACCCCAGACAUGAUGGCAACACUUGCUAAAUCCCCAGUUGCUACUGUCAAACUCACCCCGGAUUUUUUAGGCACCGCCACCACGGGUAGCAAGAGCAUAUCAGCCACUCUGCAUGUGACUCCACAGCACCCUUCACCUUCCUCUGCCUCCAGUGCUACAUCCUGUACAGGGGAUGUACAGACCACCAAGGUGGAGGCAGGCACCGUUGCUUCCACUUUGCUGAAGGCUACAGGAGACACAGCUAUACGUCUGAUGCCCACAUUGGCUGUCACUAUGGCUGACCAAAAAUCUAGGACCUUCUCCACUGUGAGCUCCCCUGACAAGAGUGGCGCCACCAUUCGGAUAAUGCCAGGUCUCGGUGUUAUUCCUCAGAAACACGGUCAGACCAUCAAAAUGACAACCGCCACUGGUAGUAAACCACUCACAGCAUCUACGUGUGCUAAUGUAGUAACCAUGGCUGCCAGUGUCGUUACCGGUACUAAGGGGAUCACAGUUGCUCCCGGAGCCUCGGCCUCACCUCUGACUCUAGGAACAGCUUCAGCCACUGUGCGCCAGGUCCCUGCUACAGUGGUUACUACACAAACAGGGAAGUUACCUGCACGAAUCACUGUGCCCCUCUCUGUCCUCAACCAGCCACUGAAGAGCAAGAGUGUAGUGACCACACCGAUUGUGAAAGGAAGUCUUAACACAAAUAUCAGCAGUUUGGGGAGGAACAUCAUCCUGACCACGAUGCCAGCUGGCACAAAGCUGAUUGCUGGGAACAAACCAGUCAGCUUUGUCACAGCACAGCAGUUUCAGCAGCUUCAGCAGCAAGGGCAGGCCACUCAGGUUCGCAUCCAAACUGUUCAGGCGCAGCAGCUCCAGCAGCACAUUGCAGCAGGCUCCCCAAAAUCUGUUUCCACAGUUGUAGUCACAACAGCACCUUCACCCAAAUGUGCACCCGAUCCCCCACCUGCACCGCAACAGUAAUCAUAAAUCCAGUGCACAAUAUAUGUACAUGUGUUUGGUUAUUUGAGUUUGUUUGUUCUCAAGCCUUAUAAGGGUAGUUUGACUUGUUUCUACUCUCAGAAGUGACGUUAUAUUUUUCAUUGUUAUGGUGCAUAAUAUUCCUUUAUUUCUUCUCAAUUCGGAUGAUACCAACUAAGGCCUGAAGCAUAAUUCAUAAUUCUGGUGUUCAGAUCUACACUUUCUUUGUUGAAUGUUAUUGAUCUAUGCCAAGUUAUCAGUUUGUUAAACUGUCAUCAUUCCUCAACUAAAUUUCAUCUCCAAAAUCUUAUACUCUGCAUCAUUAAAUCCAAAAUAUAAUGUAAAACAGCUCGCUUUGCUUUUUACAACGAGAACCA
Messenger RNA from Monopterus albus (swamp eel), 4349 nucleotides. RefSeq names its product nuclear factor related to kappaB binding protein (gene nfrkb). Gene Ontology annotation, cellular component: Ino80 complex. Lineage: Eukaryota; Metazoa; Chordata; Actinopteri; Synbranchiformes; Synbranchidae. The coding region runs from base 121 to 3975 and encodes 1284 amino acids. The record is from RefSeq and is a predicted model, not a curated record. The transcript is spliced from 26 exons. Gene Ontology annotation, molecular function: protease binding.